AUGGCGCUCAUAGAGCCAGAGAAUUUCCUGUCUUACGAGGCGGGCCCCGAGGUUGAAGAGUUCGCCAACGCGCUUGACGACUGCCUCUCUCCUCAACUUUCCAUCGAAGAGCGACAGGAACGAAUUCUCGACCUCCCACGAAAGUACUACGAGAAUGCUCUUCGACGUCUAGCCCAGGUGCGACCGCGCAUGAUGCGUGACGGACAAGAUGAUGUAGACAUGGAUACGGAUGAGGUCGAUCCUGCUAAUAGCAACCCUGCAUCAGCAGAGCUCAUCAAACGCCUCGAAAAGGAAGCACAAACAUGGGAUUUACUACGCCGACUUCUUCCAUUGAGGUAUUCGAGCUCCGAAGCCUCCCAAGAAGCUUUGGGCACGAAACACAGCUCUCAGGACUCAGAAGACCUGCUUGGAAACUUUCUUGCGAGCGACCCAUCGGCGCGCGAACGACAAGCCGUUAUACAAUGGCUUCAGAACAAUGCUGCUUCUGGCCCGGAUAUUGACGAACUUGCGCGCGAGCUCCAACAGAAUGCCGAUCGGGGCGACAUCAUCGCCCAUGGUUGGCUUCACACCCGCUCACAAAUCAAGCUUCGCAAGAGCGUUACGGCUUGGCCACAUCUUCUCGAUCGUCAAGCACCAGGUGUUGCAACCUCGUUCACCAACUCUGAUGGCUCACCUCUGGUGACACAGUUAGACCCGGAUGCCGUGACUCGCCAAGGACGAAAGCUUGAGCCCCAGGACGAGUAUUUCGAGAGGGCUAUCUGGCUAGGCUGCUUCGAGCACCUCCGCCGAGGGUCUAGCCUGGAGACUAUUCGCGAAUGGUGCCAGGAGCGAACAGAGAUGUGGCGAGCUAUUUCCACAUCUGCCGUACUUAUCUCGACCGACGACACCCAAGCGUUUUCUAACACCAACCCGGCAUCGCUUGCUCUAUGGAGGCGAAUGUGCUUCAGUUUGUCUCGAUCCGGUGGCUGCGAUGAUUAUGAACGUGCAGUGUAUGGCGUUCUCUCCGGAGACAUUUCAACUGUCGAGAAAAUUGCACUAACAUGGGACGAUUUUCUCUUUGCCAAUUACAAUGCUCUAGUGCGCACGCAACUGGAUAAUUACAUCCUCGGACAAUGCCCACCCGAUGUGGCUUCCAACCUAACACAAUCCUUUCCCUCCUUCGACGCUGUCCAGUUCCACGGUGAUCCAGAGACGGUUGACAAGCGUCUCAUUCGGGCCUUGGAGUCUAAUCCCCAAAUUCGGGCUGAAGCCAACGAGCCUAACAAGGCUUUGCAGGCGUCACUGGUUUCCAAAGACAUUGGAAGGCAUCUUUAUGAGCAGGGCGUAAUCAUAUCCUCGAACGCGAAUCAGAGCGAAUCAAUGCUGUUUAGGUGGGAGCCCGAAAACGUUGAGCUGAACAAAGAGAGAUUUUUCCAGUCUACCCAACACUACGGAUUGCGAAUCGUUGCACACAUCUACCUUCUCAUCAACUUACUCGAUAAGCUCCACUCCAAUGAUGAUUCACUCGCCCCUGCCUCUUCCGAUUCGGGGGUAAGGCGUGCUCAGCAGAACCUUCUCGCUGGCUAUGCCAAUUACCUGCGUCUUGCCCAACUCCAGGAGUUAAUACCGCUUUACUGCUCAGUCCUAGAGCCUCCUCGGUCAUAUGAGGUGCUGAGCUACAACCUUAUCCCGGAGAGUGAUAAUCAGCAACGUUUGUUGCAGCUCAAACUUAUCAAGAAGGCUGGCAUUGAUGUGCUUCAAUUCGUCAAAACCCAAGCGUGGUUGAUGUAUGAUGACUUGGGCCCAGCGCAGCAAGGAUGCCCGGCCAAGGGAUCUUUCAGCAUCAUUGCUGCUGGUCCACCUACAGCACGACUGGGUCGACCUGUACGAGCAGACUUCUUCGGUGAUGAUGAGAGGUUUAUCGACACAGCGCACGAAAACCUUAUCCGAUCAUUAGAAUGGCUCCUACUUGUGCAAGAAACAUGGCCAAGUGUCUUCACGAUGGGAACUAAAAUCUACAAGUUCUUUUUGCAAAACAUGCACCUCAACGCUGCUCGCCAGUUGAUGAAACGUGUGCCUUUUGCGGAUGUUUUGCAGGCAGCCACAGAAGAUAGUGGUGAUGAGACGGAUAUGUACGAAGACGCUCCUGAAUUCUGGGCGAAGCAGCUUGAACGGAGAGGAAUUCGUGACGUGACAGCACAGCAAGCACUCUCAGAUGCCCGCAAAUUCCGUGAACUCGAGUAUUUAGUACGAGCCCUCGAUAGCCUCGAGACAGUUGCAUCGUUGGCUGAGCUUACAAAUGAGGAGCAAAAGAAGAAGGCUGGGUUCUGGCCUGCUAUAGGGGAGGAGGUCAAGAACACCAAGGAGAACAUGCAACCUUUGCUUAAGAACUGGCUCUUGGUGGGCAUUGAGGCAGAAGGUGAUCAAGAAUUACAAGACCUUCGUCAGGCUUAUCUCCCCGAGACAGUCCUGGCAUAUAUCGGUACGCUGCACUUCGCAGGCACCGGCUUGUCCCGGGACAACCUUUUGGAAUGCAUGGAGCUCGCCUCUAUCAUUGCAGAGCGUGACUCCGAUCUUUCGACAGCGUUUGUGGAAGCUGGGCGAAUGAAGGAGCUAGUAGAGGUAUUCGCGGCGUGCAGUAAGGCGUUGGCUAUCAGCACUACUGGUGAGAGAAGAACGACUGGCAGCAGCAGCAAGAAGGUACGGGAGUUGGGUUGGUCUCGAGACCUAUGGUCUGUCAAGCCAUAA
Molecule: messenger RNA, 2727 nt
Organism: Fusarium coffeatum
Lineage: Eukaryota; Fungi; Ascomycota; Sordariomycetes; Hypocreales; Nectriaceae
Exons: 4
Coding region: 1-2727 (908 amino acids)
Biological process (GO): mRNA export from nucleus; regulation of DNA-templated transcription; protein import into nucleus
Cellular component (GO): nuclear pore; nuclear pore outer ring
Molecular function (GO): structural constituent of nuclear pore
Source: RefSeq, a predicted model, not a curated record